UUGAAUAAACACAAAGGCAUCAGCUUUUGUUGAUGGAAGACGAUUGGACAAAGAUUCCAUUUGGCGUAAAGCAAUUGGAUAAUAAAUGCAAAAGGGAAGGGAAAGUUGUGAGAGAAAAUCAAAAGAAUCAAUUCCCUUUUCUACGAGAAAGCGGGAGAUUAAAGAUUUUUUUUUGUUUUAAUUUUUAUUUCUUGUUUCUCACAGGGCGCCUCCAUUUCCUGAUCUCUCGUCCUGCCCAUUUCCUCUGCGACUAGAAAUCAGAUUUUCCGGCGAGUUGAUUGGUUUCUGCUACAAAAUUUUGAUCGUAUUUUGAGGAAAUGAGGUAUAUUGGUGCACAUGGUGUUGCAACAUUGCACAGAUAUAAGUACAGUGGUGUUGAUCACUCUUACGUUGCCAAAUAUGUACUGCAACCCUUUUGGAGUCGCUUCGUCAAUUUCUUUCCACUAUGGAUGCCUCCGAACAUGAUAACACUUGUGGGAUUUAUGUUUUUGAUCACAUCAGCAGUUCUUGGUUAUAUAUAUUCUCCUCAUUUGGAUUCAGCUCCCCCAAGGUGGGUUCAUUUUGCGCAUGGAUUGCUUUUAUUUCUUUAUCAGACUUUUGAUGCUGUUGAUGGGAAGCAAGCACGGAGGACAAAUUCCUCAAGUCCACUGGGAGAACUUUUUGACCACGGAUGCGAUGCACUUGCGUGCGCGUUUGAAACCUUAGCAUUUGGGAGCACCGCCAUGUGCGGAAGAUCUUCAUUCUGGUUCUGGGUACUUUCAGCUGUUCCCUUUUAUGGUGCAACAUGGGAACACUUCUUCACCAAUACUCUAGUUCUUCCUGUUGUAAAUGGACCUACUGAGGGUCUCAUGCUGAUUUAUUUAUGCCAUUUUUUCACAACCUUUGUGGGUGCUGGGUGGUGGGCUCAACAGUUUGGGAAGUCCAUACCAAUUUUUAGUUGGGUUCCCUUUUUCCAUGAUAUCCCUACAUUCAAGGCUGCACUGAUUUUGUUGGCUGCUUUCGGUGUCAUUCCUACAGUAGCAUUCAAUGUGUACAAUGUUUACAAGGUUGUUCAGGCAAGAAAAGGAAACAUGCUAUUAGCAUUAGCGAUGCUUUACCCAUUUGUAGUACUUGUCGGAGGAGUCUUAAUAUGGGAUUACUUGUCACCUUCUGACAUUAUUGGAAGCUAUCCGCAUCUGGUUAUAACUGGAACUGGACUUGCUUUUGGAUUCUUAGUGGGUAGAAUGAUUCUAGCUCACCUUUGUGAUGAACCCAAGGGCUUGAAAACUGGAAUGUGCAUGUCACUAUUAUUUCUUCCUCUUGCCAUCGCAAACGUUCUCACAGCAAGGCUUAACGACGGGGUACCUUUAGUUGAUGAAAGUCUGGUUGUUCUUGGUUAUUGUCUUUUUACUGCUGCUCUGUAUUUGCAUUUUGCAACUUCAGUCAUUCAUGAGAUCACCACUGCCUUGGGAAUCUAUUGCUUCAGGAUAACCAGGAAAGAGGCUUAAAGUUGGCUGCAGUUUUGUUUAGGCCAACUGGAAGGAAGUUGAAUGAUGCAGCUGCAAAUGUUCAUCAUUAUCAAAACAACAACAAUUCUGCAUCAUUGAGAUUUUGAUUGAUAUCAUUUUUUGGAUGAAUUUGAGGAUAGUUUUGAAUCCAGUAGUGAGUGAGUGAGUGAUUGUUAUUCAGUUCAUCCCAUACUCUGACUGAUGAUCUUAGGCAAUCUGACAUUCUGAAUAUUCUCUCUAGAAAACCAUGUUGUAGUUGAUUCUUUCUUAUUGUAGCCUUGGAUUGAUGAAUUGUUGAUGUUAUAUCAUGAAUAAUUUAAUCUUCAUUGCUAAUGUC
Cucurbita pepo subsp. pepo (vegetable marrow) is the source of this 1824-nucleotide messenger RNA. Its product is annotated as choline/ethanolaminephosphotransferase 1. Gene Ontology annotation, cellular component: membrane. Gene Ontology annotation, biological process: phospholipid biosynthetic process. NCBI's taxonomy places the organism in Eukaryota, Viridiplantae, Streptophyta, Magnoliopsida, Cucurbitales, Cucurbitaceae. The record is from RefSeq and is a predicted model, not a curated record. Gene Ontology annotation, molecular function: phosphotransferase activity, for other substituted phosphate groups.